Molecule: messenger RNA, 308 nt
Organism: Staurois parvus
Lineage: Eukaryota; Metazoa; Chordata; Amphibia; Anura; Ranidae
Source: the annotation of a GenBank genome assembly
UCAUAUGGCCACAUCCCCAGGAUCACUCAACAGCUCCGCCUCCUCACCAGUGAUUGGUCACCGGAACUGUAGCUCAGGAGAGGCACACAGGUGGCCAAUCACCGGCGAAGAGGUGGGGCUUGGAGAGGAGGACCCGAGCAGCAGCGCGAAGAUCAAAGAAGAAGAUCGAGUGAGGGAGUGGCCAGAGAAGGAAGACAGCUGACAGGUAAGUGUCUGUAGCGUAUGCUGGCUGUAGAUGGGAGAGGGAGGGAGCAAGCCCAGGCUGGAGCAGGAGUCAGCAAGGUAAGUAUCAUUGGUGUCAGUGGGAG